Messenger RNA from Selaginella moellendorffii, 2393 nucleotides. RefSeq names its product transcription factor RF2b. The record is from RefSeq and is a predicted model, not a curated record. Gene Ontology annotation, molecular function: DNA-binding transcription factor activity. The transcript is spliced from 5 exons. Lineage: Eukaryota; Viridiplantae; Streptophyta; Lycopodiopsida; Selaginellales; Selaginellaceae. Gene Ontology annotation, cellular component: nucleus. Gene Ontology annotation, biological process: regulation of DNA-templated transcription. The coding region runs from base 838 to 2280 and encodes 480 amino acids.
AAAAGGAAGAAAAAAAAAACGAGAGAGUGGCAAGAGGAAAGUUUUCACGGUUUCUCCUGCUUGUUCCUCCCAGAUGAAGACGAAGACAAUCUAGAAUAAGAAUGCGUUGGCAACGGGAUGAGGCACAACAGAACAAGCCCGGUCGGUGUAAUUUUAAUUUUUUUUUCCUUUGGAUCUAAAUUCAAGUUCAUGUUUGUGGUCCUCUUUUCUCUGAUAUUUUUUGUUCUUGACGAGAGUAAACGAUUCUCCCGCAAGAACAUUCUUUGCUGAAAAGUCAACACGAGAGUCAACCUCGCGAUUAUCCAUCUUCGCAUGUCGCCCGCAGUCGCCCGCAGUCACAAAAGUUUCGUGAAGAAGAACACGCUUUUGUCAGUUCAUACCUUGUGGAUCGCUUGAAAGUUCUUCCAGAAACGAGGUUUUUCUUUGCUUCUUUUGCUAGAUCUUUGUUUUUUAAAAAAGCUCGUGACUUUAAUCUCGCUAAGGUUUCGCUGUCGGGAGCAGUGGCAGCGGUAGGUGGAAAUAGUUUGGACUUGAGUCUUUGGUUCUUCCUCUCGAUCAAAUCUUGAUCCGUGAGCUGAAAGCUUUCUCACUCUUCUUUUUUUCUCUUCUUGGAAGCGAAGUGGUACCUAGGCAUUGAUAAGUUUCUUCUCGUUCUCUGUUCUAGCUUCAAACUUCCAUCUCCUUGGAUAGAUUUCUUUCUCCGAUCGAGAGAAGCAGCAAGAGGGCAGUGAAAAGAGUGUAAAGGGUCUUCUGGGUCGCCAUUCUUUUUCCGGAGCCAAACUCCGGAAUCUCUCAUCGAUGCAAGCAAGAAAGCCAAGAAAACCGAAGCUCUGAACUAUGGCAGUCGUCUCCUUUCCAUCGUCUCCUCUCUCGGGAUCUUCAUUCAAAGCGCUCCUCAAGUCGCUGAGCAGCCGCGCCUCCUCGGACGCCCCGGAUUUGUGGGUGGCGGCCACCAUUCUCUUCUCCGCCGCUACUUACUUCUUCGAGUAUGGCAGCAACAUCGCCACCGCGUGGAAGUACUACAUUCUCGAGUACCACAACCAGAGCAGCGAUGUGAGGAUCCACUCGGAAGGGCCGCGCUCCGAGUUCCCGGGGAUCUUCCCGGGCAUUGUCGCGAUCAUGGCCAUAGCUCAUGUGAUCAAUGCGCUGGUUUUCUAUCUCCAUCUCGACAAGAGCAAGGAGGCUGUCAAAUGCGCGUAUUUGCUGCCAGUGAUCUACCUCCGGAAGCUCACGCUGCUCAUCUUUAGAACUGGACAACUCCAGGGAGUGAGGGACUUGCGAUCCAACGAGAUCGAUGCCGUGUACAACAUCCUCGCGGCAGCGCUAGAAACGGGUCCCCAACUUGUUCUCCAGUUCCACGUCUUUGCGGAGCUCGGCUACCUCUCAGGCCCCGGAGCAAAGCCACCGACCAUUCUCGUGCUCUCUCUGGCGGCCUCGUUUCUCUCGGGUGCUUACAACGGUGGCCUGGCUAUGGCCACCACCUCGGACAAGGCAACGCUGUUUGGAAGAUCGAGCAUGGGAAUCGCUGGAGGACUACACAUUGUCUCCGCAUUGCUCGUGAGAAGCCUGGCGUUCGAGGUCAUAACCGAAGAGGGAUUCUACCACUCAUCGUCACCCUUUCGCUACUACUACUUCUACUUGGUUCUCGUGAUAGUCGUACCAUCGACCGCGUUUUGGAUUCUCUUGAGGUCUCCCACUUCUUCCAGCCAAAGUGGAAGGAUAGCCCAGGAAGAAGCCACAGGUCCUCAUUGCCAACAUCAAGCUCCCGAGACCAUCCAAGCAAACUUUGAGCAGCCUUUCUGGAAAACAGCGUUAAAGAUCAUCUCGUACGCGUACGUGAGUAUCACUCUGGGGCCGCUCUAUCCUCUCGUGAGCCAUGCAAGGCAGAUCAACCAGCCAGGCAAACAACUCAGAAUUCGACUCGCCAAGGCAAGCGCGGCUCACUUUUCUCUCGACUUGCUCGUCAUCGUUUUCGUUUGCGGGGCGCACGGAAGAACCUGGCUCACGCCUUGCUACCUCGAGUGGUCGAGACCUCGGGAUAGACGGAUCCACAAGAGGAUGUUCAAGCAGAGAUUUAUGAGUUGCUCGUGGUUUAAGGCGCUGCUUGGCUUUAGCUUGCUGUUCUACGUCAUCACCAUCGCUUCUUUCAUUGUUCUCGAUGUCUACACCGCGAACAAGCUUGAGAAGAAGUCCUCGUUCGCCGAGGAAGAGGAAAACGAAGAUUUAAGUGCCAGAGGCAACAAAUCUAGCGCUUCAUGCAUCGGCUUCGAAGGCUUGUGACUGUGUUAGAAAUCUUCAAUCAGUCAUUGUAUUUCGUGAGAAGCCAAGCCAAACUUUUGGCUACGUAAAAGUUAUAGUCACACAAGAACACAGCUCGCGGGAUCAAGAAUCUG